This is a messenger RNA of Sceloporus undulatus (fence lizard), 873 nucleotides long. Its product is annotated as apolipoprotein A-IV-like. Gene Ontology annotation, biological process: triglyceride homeostasis; cholesterol biosynthetic process; cholesterol efflux. The record is from RefSeq and is a predicted model, not a curated record. The transcript is spliced from 2 exons. The annotation marks the transcript as partial. Gene Ontology annotation, molecular function: phospholipid binding; cholesterol binding; phosphatidylcholine-sterol O-acyltransferase activator activity. Lineage: Eukaryota; Metazoa; Chordata; Lepidosauria; Squamata; Phrynosomatidae. Gene Ontology annotation, cellular component: blood microparticle; chylomicron; high-density lipoprotein particle.
CUUCAAGGAAUCCAUGCUCCAGAACAGAUCCAUGACACCAUUCGGGAAUACAUCGACAAGAUUUCCAAAACCACGUCGGACAACUUGGAGUCGAUCCGCAACUCUGAGCUGGGCAAGGAGGUCAACACCCGUAUCACUGACAGCAUCAACAGUGCCCGAAACUACCAGGCAGAGCUACAGAAGCAGCUUCCUCCGGUGGCCCAGGACCUCCUGCAGAAGUUCAUCACCGACCUCCAGCAGGUGAACCAGAAAGUCCAGCCAUUUGCGGAUGACCUGAACCAGAAGAUGCAAGGCGGGGUCAGCAAGCUGCAAGAGCACUUGGCCCCCUUCGCAGAGGACCUUCUGGAACAAGCUGAGCAACACACGGAGACACUGCGCCGGGCCUUGAUCACUGGGACGGAGGAGCUGAAGCAGAACCUCCAGCAGAACGUGGAGGAACUCCAGGCCCAGCUGGGACCUCUGGCCGAGGACAUGAAGACCAAAAUCCAGCAGCAGGUGGAGGAGUUCCGGCAAGGGGUCGAACCGCUGGCGCAAAAGCUCCAGGGUAGCCUCAGUCAAGGGGUGCAGCACGUCCGGCACAACUUGCACCCCUAUGCUGAAGACCUCCAGCAGAAGCUGAUCCCCAUGGCUGAAAACCUCCAGGGUCAUCUCAGCAGCCUCUGGACCUCCUUCCGGGAGCGGUUCCAGUGAGCGCCUGCUCUGACCACUGGUCAGGGAUGGGAGGAGGAAGGCCGGUUUUUCUGCCAGCCCUUUGGCCGGUACCCAGGGAGGGAGGGACGGGAACGUCUAGGGAAGCACACUCCCUGAUGCGACAACAUCUCUGGCCUGUAACCAUCCCCUCUGUGGAGCAAUAAAGCCACAGACGACAAGCCA